GGAAGCCGGAGCACCUAGAGGAAAUGCAUCCAGGCAGAACACGUACACUCCGUACAGUUGCCCAAGGCUGGAAUUGAACUCUGGUCCCUGGCACUGAGGCAGCAAUACUAACCACUGCUGCUUUUGAAUCCCUUGAUUCAAUGAAAUAUUCAAGUCGAGUGAUCACUGAAAACACAGUUGUGCGAUGUAAUCGUCCUAAAGUGCCUGCAAAUGGAAAAAUGGUGGCAGGCUUUAAGAAAACGUACACGUAUCUGGACACUAUCACUUAUGGAUGCAACAAAGGUUUUAAAAUGUUUGGCGGAAGUGUCAUUGAAUGUCGUGAAAAUAACACAUUUGUACCUCCUCCACCGACCUGUGAACGUGACUGUGGAAAACCUCCUGUUCUGAAAAAUGGCUCAGCAGUUAAUUCUCCGACUACCUUUCCUGUGGGCACAAAUAUUACUUAUAGGUGUGAUACAGGAUAUGCAUUUCAGGAAGGAGGUUCAAAACGUAUUACCUGCAGGAAAGAUGGAACUUGGUCUCCCCUUCAUGCUGUCUGUGAACCAAUCAACUGUGGCAAUCCUGGAGAGAUUUUGAAUGGAUAUUAUAAUGUAUCAGAUACCACUUUUGGAAAUAAAGCUUAUUUUUAUUGCGAUAAAGGAUUCCGCAUUGUUGGAAAGAACUACCGAACUUGUACAAUUAGGGGCUGGGAUGGACAGGUUCCAACAUGUGAAAUUGUCCAGUGUCCUGAUCCUCCACAUAUUGCUAAUGGGACAGUUUCAUCAUCUGACAGUGACUCCUGGCCAUAUGGAAGUAUAGCAAGAUAUUCAUGUCUUGGGAAUUAUUCACUAAUUGGUGAAGAAACCAUCACCUGUACAGUGACUGGGCAAUGGGAUAAGGAUCCACCAAGAUGUCAAAGUACAGAAUUAUACUUCAGAAUUUUUUAGGGAAAAAUGACUGCAAUCCAAGCUUGUACAUAAUGGGAUUUGAUUGUCUAGCUGUGCAAGCAGAUUCUGGUGUAAUCACUCGCUACAUUACUAGUAAUGCUGUGGUUGUUUCUAAAAAUACAAUCCCUGGUAGUGGUUUUUCUUGUUCAUGAUAAGCAUUCCCACAAACAAUCCCUCUGCCCACCGCAGCGCUCAGGUGGAGCCAGGAUUAUCGCAUACACA
Messenger RNA from Rhincodon typus (whale shark), 1148 nucleotides. RefSeq names its product complement decay-accelerating factor transmembrane isoform-like. The record is from RefSeq and is a predicted model, not a curated record. Bases 141 to 926 code for a protein of 261 amino acids. The transcript is spliced from 6 exons. Lineage: Eukaryota; Metazoa; Chordata; Chondrichthyes; Orectolobiformes; Rhincodontidae.